Messenger RNA from Blumeria graminis f. sp. triticale, 1023 nucleotides. The record is from the annotation of a GenBank genome assembly. NCBI's taxonomy places the organism in Eukaryota, Fungi, Ascomycota, Leotiomycetes, Helotiales, Erysiphaceae.
AUGGCGACAAUUAAGCAGCGCCUCGCCCUCUCCUUCAUCAACUUUCUCACUACAAGUCUUGCCGAUGGCACACUCAGCGAGGAAGAUAGAGAAUCAGUUGAAGUAGCGCAAACAUGUAUUUCCGACAUCUUCAAAGUAGAGUCAACCGAAAGCGCACCCAAAGACUCAGAGUCCCUACUACAAAUUUAUUCUGUGUACGAAAAACUUAAGAGCAAAACACCGAACAAUGCUUCGAAGGAUACGGCAACUCCAAUAACCACCUCAACCCCCAGUGAUGAUAAAAAAAAAGAAGCAGAGAAGUUGAAAUCACAGGGAAAUACAUCAAUGGCCAACAAAGAAUAUGACACAGCCAUCGAUCAAUACACAAAAGCCCUUGCACUUGUACCUGGAAAUCCCAUCUUCCUUUCUAAUCGUGCAGCUGCUUACAGUGCAUCUAAAGAUCAUGAAGCAGCACGUGCCGAUGCUGAAGCAGCUGUCGCAGCUGAUCCUACAUAUACUAAGGCCUGGUCUCGACUUGGGUUUGCACGUUUUGCUCUCGGUGAUGCGAAAGGCUCCAAAGAAGCCUAUGCCAAAGGAAUAGAGUAUGAGGGAAAUGGGGGUAGUGAAGCCAUGAAGAAAGGAUUUGAGACUGCCUCAAAACGUGUUGCUGAUCUCGAGAUAGACGAAAAGACUGAAGCCGAUGAUACCGUCACGGAUCGUGGUAACUCUAACGUAGGCUCAGGAGGAAUGCCAGAUCUCUCCUCUCUUGCUGGUAUGUUUGGUCGAGGAGGCGGCGGUGGCGGUAUGCCUGAUCUCAGCUCUAUCAUGAGCAAUCCCAUGUUUGCAAGUAUGGCUCAAAAUCUCAUGAGUAACCCGGAAAUGUUGGGUAAUCUCAUGAAUAAUCCACGUCUCGCUGAGCUCGCCGGUCAGAUGAGCGGCGGAGGCGGAAGUGGCGGCACCCCAGACCUCAGCAGCAUAUUGCAAGAUCCUAAUAUCGCAGAAAUGGCGAAGAAAUUCAUGGGUGGUGCGGGACGAGGCAAUUGA